AUGGAGAACCAACAAACCCCACAGGACAAAAACGUCCACAUCGACGACUCAGCUGCCCUGGAACAGCUCGGCCACAAGCAGGAGCUCAAGAGAAACUUCUCAAAGGUCUCUCUUCUCGGUCUCGCCUUUGCCAUCCUCAACACAUGGACGGCUCUAUCGGCAUCCAUCAGUCUGGCUCUGCCAUCUGGUGGACCCAGCUCUGUUAUCUGGGGUCUCAUCGUCGCCGGUAUCUGUAACCUUUGCCUGGCUGCUCCUUUGGCAGAGAUGCUGUCUGCAUACCCAACUGCUGGUGGCCAGUAUCACUGGGCUGCUCUCCUCGCUUGGCCGAAGUGGUCGAGGGGUAUUAGCUAUGUUACAGGAUGGAUCAACGCUGCUGGCUAUGUGGUUUUGACAGCUACGGCCCCACUCCUGGGUAGUACCUUUGUCAUGGACUCUAUUGCCUUCAUGCACCCGACCUACGAAGCCAAGGCGUGGCACCAGUUCCUCAUCUACCUCGUCUUCACCUUUAUUGCGCUCGCCAUCAACGCUUUCGCCACACGUCUUCUUCCUCUCUUCAACAAAGCUGCUUUCCUAUGGAGUAUCUCUGGAUUUGUUAUUAUUUCGAUUACUUGCUUAGCAUGCGCUGCCCCCGAUUACCAAAGCGGUGCAUUCGUCUAUGGGAAAUUCAUCAACGAAGUUGGCUGGCCUGAUGGUGUAUCCUGGAUGCUUGGACUGCUUCAAGGAGCAUUUGCUCUCACAGGAUUCGAUGCCGCGGCCCAUAUGAUCGAGGAGAUCCCUAAUGCACGCAUAGAAGGACCUAGAAUCAUGAUCUGGUGUAUUCUAAUUGGAAUGGCAUCUGGUUUCAUCUUCCUUUCCUGCCUCCUCUUCGUUCUGAAGGACGUCCAGACCGUCAUCGAGUCUCCCGCCGGCGCGCUUCUGCAGAUGUACUUCGAUGCCACCAACAGCAAGGCCGGAAGCAUUUGCCUCAUCGUCUUCUCUAUCGUGUGCAUGGUGUUCACAGCCUGUGCUAUCAUGACUACCAGUGCGCGUAUGACAUAUGCGUUCAGCCGUGAUCGAGGACUCCCUUUCAGCCACAUUUGGGCGAAAUAUAACGAAAGACUCGAAGUCCCUCUAAACGCUCUCCUCUGGACUACAGGCUGGGUUAUCAUUUUCGGCCUUAUUCUUCUGGGAAGUUCCAGUGCUUUCAAUGCUAUUACUGCGGCUUCAGUCGUUGCUCUGGGUGUCACUUAUGCAAUCCCUCCAGCUAUCCACCUUCUCCGUGGCGGAAACCUCCUUCCCGAAGACCGUCCCUUCAAGCUUAGCACCCCCGUCAGAUGGGUUUGCAGUCUUGUUGGUAUUGCAUGGGCUAUCUUGACAACCGUCCUAUUCGUAUUCCCACCCGAGCUACCCGUUACCCCCAGUAACAUGAACUACUGUAUUGCUGCGUUUGGAAUUAUUCUGCUUAUUGCUGUUGGUACUUGGAUUGUUGAUGGAAGGAAGCAUUACAAGGGCCCUCUUAUUGAGAUGAGCAUGGAUGGUUCCACUCUCGAAGGCGCAUCAAUGGCCGAGACUACAUGCACUUCCAGUCCUGAAGAGGAAACUAAGAAGCACCAAGCUUGA
Messenger RNA from Fusarium sp. VM40, 1599 nucleotides. Lineage: Eukaryota; Fungi; Ascomycota; Sordariomycetes; Hypocreales; Nectriaceae. The record is from the annotation of a GenBank genome assembly.